UUCAAGAUGGCGCUGGACUGUGGCCGGAAUGCCGCCGCUGCAGCUGAACGUUGAGGGAUUUAAUUAAUCUUCUGCCCCGCGGCGACGUCAACUCCGCAAGACGGAGGAAACAGUGUUGUUUUUCAGACGCAAGAAAUGAAGACGCUACACCUGCCGAGCGUCAGGUAACGCUGGACAGCCCCUGGCUAAAAUGGUAGCCCCUUCCUCCAAGAACAACAAAACCUGCUGCUGCGGAGCUCGGCCGACGGGGCAGGGGCGCUCGUUGCAGGAUUUUACGCCCGCGGCCGAGGCCCGCUCGGCGGACUGAGUGGUCAUGGAAAGGGAGAACAGAGGAGGGUCGUUUGCUUUCGACCUGAACGAGAACGAAGGCGGAGGAGAGGGGGGAGCUUACACCGCCCUCAAAGACCGCAGCAUAGCGCUGCUAGCCGGUGUCAGCGGGGGUCAGGAAGCAGAGACGGGUCAUAUUUAUGUGACCGGUAACGGGAGGAAUGUAAACAGAGACGCCUCGGUGCUACCGCCCCCGCACAAGAGAGAGAUAAUGUUGGAUCUGGUUGCGGCGGAGAAGUACCUCCCCGACCAGUUGACUGACAGGUGUGUGAUUUCGGGGGUUCGUGGCGACCACAGUGGCCUGAACGGAUUUACUGAGUCACUCGGUCAGGAGGAGCCGACGAUGGUCGCGCUGGAAGGAGGCGAAGGAGGAGGAGGAGGAGGAGGGCUCGGCCUCGCAGGGACCACGACCGCUUCCUGUCCAGCUGUGCUCGGGGGUUGGGUUUCAUCGGAGACUGGCCGACAGAUGCGGCUGCAUCCUGCGGGGGAGAGCGAAGGGAAAACCCCGGACGUGACUGGGGGAGAAGGGCUGACGGGCGGUGGCGCAGUCACCGGCUGUACGAGGACUUUUCUCCCCUGUGAUCGGCUGCCAUGCCCGGGGAAGCACCAGCGGAACUGCGCUUGCACCGCGGCGGCUCUCUCGUGUCCAGUCGUAAACAUGCCCAACGGGGUUGUUGACAGCCCGGGGUGCGACGAUCCCGACGGGGAUCUCGCUUAUUAUAAUCCGACGGGAGUGUUUUCCAGCCCGCUGCUGAGCCAGAGACUCGGUUCAUGCGACGUGGACUGUGAGGAAGUGAAGGUAGCCAACGGUGGUUUACACAUCGUGAGCACCGCCAGAGCAACAUGUGACUGUCCCCAUUCGGACUAUUCCCCCGAAAACAACACAGACAUUCAUUUCGGCCCGGGGGCGAGGCAAGAAAACGGGGCCGGAUCAGGUUUUUGUCUUAGGAGCCAAAGAGACUGCAGCGGGAGAAUGGUCUUUCAGUGCCCCGGGGAGGAUGCGCCAUCUGCGGCUGAGCUCCCUCCCUCCCCCGUACCCUCCGCCACAGCCUCCUCCAAGGACUCCCCCACCCCGGGAUCAAGUGCCAAACUCCCCUCGCCCUGCCUGUCAACCCUGUCCAACCUGAACGGCGACAGCCCGCUCUCAGAACCCAGCACCAGGGAGGAUGAGGAGGAUUUCAGUGACCUGAGUUUACCGGUCAGGCCGCAGAGUCUGAGGACUAACCCCAACCUCGCGGUGUCUCUCAGCUGUGAUGCCACCCCGUUGUCCCCGGAUGAGGAUGGGGGCUUUUAUUUUGGAGACGCGGGGUACGAGGAGGACUGUCGGAACGUUUUGGAAGCGGGUCGCAGGCAGAGCGCCCCGGACAAGCUCCCGGACCUGACCGACCACACGGACUGCUCGGACCUGAAGCUGAUGCCAAAGAGGUUCGGCAUCGCUGAUUUCUUCACCAGGAGCCUAUUUUCUAGGAAGUCCAAAGAGCCCAAGGCACCGUCCCACAAUGCAGCAGGGUGGCGACUGUUCAGCAAGACAGCAGCCAGAGAGGCCGAUCCAGCUAAAGACCCUUCCUCCACACUGUCCCUGCCGCAGGAGGAACAGGUGAAGGACUCAGGCAUGUCCUCGUGUCCUCAGCGUUCCUCGGCUGCGGGGAGGAGGAAGAACCUGGAGUUUGAACCUCUUUCCACCACAGCUCUCAUCCUGGAGGACCGGCCGGCGAACCUUCCUGCCAAAUCUGAGGAGGAAACUCAGAGACACAAGCUGGAGUACGAGGAGAUGGUGGCAGGAGCCAAGAGAAGAGAGCUGAAAGAAGCACAGAAGAAGAAGCGUCAGAUGAAGGAGAGACACAGACAGGAGGACAGCAUCUCCAACGCCAUGGUCAUCUGGAACAACGAGAUCCUGCCACACUGGGACACCAUGAAGGGAACGAGGCGUGUCAGGGAGCUGUGGUGGCAGGGACUUCCUCCCAGUGUCAGAGGACGAGUGUGGAGCCUCGCCAUCGGCAACGAGCUCAACAUCACACCAGAGCUGUAUGAGAUCUUCCUGUCCAGGGCCAAAGAGAAGUGGAGGAGUUACAGUGAAACCAGCUCAGUGAACGACAGUGAGAGCGAUGGAGGGGCCUCUCUGGCUGACAGAGAGUCCAGUCUGGACCUCAUCAAACUGGACAUCUCCAGAACCUUCCCCUCCCUCUUCAUCUUCCAGAAGGGUGGUCCUUACCAUGACCUCCUCCACAGUGUCCUGGGGGCUUACACCUGUUACAGACCUGACAUUGGAUAUGUUCAGGGCAUGUCGUUCAUCGCCGCCGUGCUGAUCCUCAACCUGGAGGAAGCCGAAGCCUUCAUCACCUUCGCCAACCUGCUCAAUAAACCCUGUCAGAUGGCCUUCUUCAGAGUCGACCACGAGCUGAUGCUGAAGUAUUUCGCAGCCUUUGAGGUUUUCUUUGAGGAGAAUCUGCCUCGUCUCUUCAGCCACUUCCAGACCAACAGCCUGACCCCUGACCUCUACCUGAUCGACUGGAUCUUCACUCUGUUCAGUAAGUCCCUCCCUCUGGACGUGGCAUGUCGGGUGUGGGACGUCUUCUGUCGGGAUGGGGAGGAGAGCUUGUUUCGGACGGGGCUGGGCAUCCUGCGUCUCUAUGAGGACGUCCUGCUGCAGAUGGACUUCAUCCACAUCGCCCAGUUCCUCACCCGCCUGCCGGAGGACCUGCAGUCACACACGCUCUUCGCCGCCAUGGCCAACACACACAUGAUCAGCAGGAACCGGCGCUGGGCUCAGGUGUUUUCUGCUUUGAUGAAGGAUGGAAAUAAAGAGUCGGACAAAAACACCAGCCCGGCUUUGAGAAGUUAACACUUGCUAACUUCGACGCUAAUGCCGCUAGCUGUGCAGGCCGAAGCUCGUACCAGCCAUGAACGCCCGAGGUGGAUGCUAGCUCGCCCCGUCAGCGCUGAGGCCAACAUCCGAGGCCAACAACUGUGAGGCUUGAAGCUACGUAGCCUGAAGUUAAACUCUCACUCCGGCGGCUUAGCUACGAAGUUUGAAGCGAACACGAGCCGGGCAUGAAGGCGGAAGCUGGUGUCAGAGGCUGAACGAGCUAAGAGCCGUUAGCCUGCGUUAGCCUCCAGGCUGGCGAAGGAAGAAGCGGCUCCGGCGUUCCCUGGAAUCUGUGUUGGGACCAGAGCGGGAAAGUGGUUGGUCAGUUCUAAACUUCUACAGCCAUUGUCAGUAUUUCACCUGACAGGUGAUGUUUUGAAGAAGCGACUGGUUGUUUUAGCUUCAGUGUCACUAAUUUACCAGCCUGCUAAAGGUGGACAAUUAAAACUGACUUUCAGAUCAUGUUACUUCCCCUGUUUUAGGCUGAGAGGGAAACUCAGUCCUGGCCAGUGUUUGGCUGGUGGUAAUUCUGUCUCCAUGCUGGGACAUAAACACCACUAACAGAGUAUUACGCCCUGUGUAAUUCUCAAAGACUCAAAUUCUAAUUUUCGGUGCUAAUAACGUUCUAAAGGCUUCAGAAACACUGCUCUGCCGGUGAAUUAUUAAUGCAGGUCCUUGUGGCUUUGAUUUCACACUAAUAUUCAUUUGCUGCAUUUUUAGCUUGAGCCAGUCUGGAUCUAAAAAUGAUGGGAAUCUAGCACUAGCAUGGCUGAUGCUAAUACACUGGCUGGAGAUGAUUAAUUAGCUUUUUAAAACCCUGAACAUUGGAGGUUUGGGUGAGAACGAAUCUUAAAGACAAAACACUUUGGACAUUUUGUACAGUAGACUUUCUAAUCAUACGUCUCAUCAGUGAUCCUGAUCAAGUACGAGCAAAUGACUAAAUACUUUGUGAUUCUGAUGUUUUUACGGGAAAUGAAUGAUUCCAUUGGGCUGAAUAAGUUCUUUCAUGUGUUAAAUAAUUUAAAAUCUUAUCAUGCAUAUAAAAAUCCAGCUGUUAAAGGGGAUUUAAAGGCAGAUAAUUAGUGACGGUAGACUCACAGUCACCGACGGUCAAACGAAGACGCGUUUGUGCUGUAAAUGUUGGAGUUUUCAGUCAGUGUUUGAAGGAUCCAGAUUUCCUCUCUGAGCACUUUAAAACCUCAGCACUGACGCUUCAUCACAAACACCGAGCUGCAAAAGACUCGUAAAGCUGCAGAGCGAGUUCAUUAACGGGGCAUUAAGUGACUCAUUGUUUCCUCUGUCGGUUGUUAGAGGGGAUUAAACUAAACGACCGCGGUUGCUAAUUAGAGUUUAGGCAGAACAUCAUCGAAUACUGGAACAACAACAGUGGCUUCGCAUCAGCUUUCACUAGUUUUGGCUUGAGAACGAAGCUUUUCAGUCUUUGUAGCAGAACUUUUAUCGCUUUCCAUCGUCUGUGGAAAAAGUAAAAAAAAGUUGAGUAUUAUUUACUUAAUUGCCCCAUGAGAGAAUUUAUACACUUGACUUUAGCAGCACGUACAUGUCAACUUCAGAUUCAGCAUAAACGGAACAUGACGACACUCGAGCGGGUGAUUACAGUGUUUUUCCUGCUAUACUUUCUGUUGUUGUUGUUGUUGUUUGUUGAGAGUCUGCUGUUAACCUGACGUUCCAUCCUGAGAUACGGACCUCACCCCUCACGCCAUUUAUUAUAUCGUGUCGACUGUUUGAGCUGAAAGAGCUGCUCAAUUAAUCAAUUAGCUGAUCGACAGGAAACUAAUCAACAAGUGUUUUGAUAAUCAGUUGAUGCUUUGAGUCAUUUUUCCUCAAAAAUGCCAAAGAUUCUCUGAUUCCAGCUUCUUAAAUGUUUUACAUUUUAUUAAUGAAACAGAGCUGUCGUUAUUGAUUAACCUGCUCGCUGUGUUCUCCAGCGUUUGUUCUAAAAUGCGUCAGUUUCCCAGAGAACAGUGUUUUUUUUUUUUACUGGAUCAGAUCAAAAUAAUCUGCAGAUGUUUUUGUAAUCAAAUGAUUAUUGAGUCAAAAAAAAAUGAAGAUGGUUGGACGAUUGGUUUAGACGUUUGAAGCCACGGACGAUAUUUUUCUGUACUUUUCAGACAUUAUUCACUGACUAAAAGUAACAAUACUGAAAA
This is a messenger RNA of Toxotes jaculatrix (banded archerfish), 5358 nucleotides long. RefSeq names its product TBC1 domain family member 12-like. The transcript is spliced from 13 exons. The record is from RefSeq and is a predicted model, not a curated record. Lineage: Eukaryota; Metazoa; Chordata; Actinopteri; Toxotidae. The coding region runs from base 314 to 3169 and encodes 951 amino acids.